GCCAGGCGACGACUCCGGUAAGUCAGUAAAGUUUCUGGGGCAUAUUCUUCGAUGUCGGCGGUAGUGGUAAACAGCACACCUUUCCACGUUCUUCUUCAUGACAUUGGGAAAGAUUUAAAGCUCAGCGAUGUCCAUUACAUGAAGUAUCUGCUACAAGGACACGUAAAUAAGGAGACAUUAGAGCAUCUUGAUUCAGGACAGGAGCUCACUGAACUGCUGAGAAAAAGAGGUUUGGUAACCGAGAAGAAACUGGCGUUUAUGAGAAAGCUUCUGAUAGAAGCUAAGUGUCUUAAACAAGUUCACUUAGUGGAUGAGUUCCGGGAAAAAUUCACUUCUGUGACAAUUAUUGGUGAGCGACAACAAAGUGAACGAGCCUCCAGAUUGAACAACAGACGGGAGACCUUACUGCGCAUGAUCGAGAAUGUGGAAAAUGAAAUAAGGACGUGCGAGGAUGUAGAUGUAGAAAUCUCUAAUCAGAUCAAAGAAUCCGAGGUGCAAAUCCAGGCAAACAACCAAAAUAUGGUCAUCGUUGAGGAAAUAAUUCAAAGUUUGAAAAGCAAGAUAGUCAAGUAUGAAAGCAAUAUAGAAUCAUUUGAAAGAAAAUUGGAAACGGUUCGAUUCUUCCUAAAGAAGAAACAAGUUGAGAUGGACAAAAUUAAACAGAAAUUGGACGAAAACCAUAGCAGCGCGACGAUUAAAAAAGAAUUAAAGGACAAGCAAGAGGAAAACGAAAAAACGAAAAGAGAGGAGGAUGAACUCAUCGCAAAACAUCAGAAUGCUCUGGACAUGAUAAGGACUACUCAUGUAGAGAUCAGACACAAAACGCAAGACUUGAUUGUCCUAGAGGAUAGUAUUCAUGACUCUUUGAUGCAGGUACGUGCUCUCAAGCAAAGCGCCAGGAAAAAUCAACGAGCUUCGGCGGACUUGCAAGAAAAACUGGAGAGUCUUUCGCUUGAACUGGAAGAUACACGGCGAAUGAAACCGCUGACACCUUUCUCAAGACCAGCAACUAGAGGUCAGAAUCUGUUGAAUGGUAACCAUGGUAACGCAGUGAAUGAGACGCACUUGACAAGGAGACUGGAAUACAAGGUUCUGGACUACGGCGAAAUUUCUGAGCGAGAAUCAAAUGUGAUUGGUCGAAAAGGGAAACGCGUGAAUCCUCCUCAGUUUCAGUCUCCCACCAGCGUGGCUGUCGACCGAGCACAAGGAUAUAUUUACGUCGCUGAUCAUGGCAACGCGCGUAUUCAAAUUCUAGACGUGAACGGUAACAUUGCACGGGAGCCAUUAGUUUUGGGUGGGAAAAGCCGACCAAGCGCCUUAGCAGUCAGUCUUCGAGGAGAUCUGGUGAUGACUGACUCGCAGAUUUUACGUGUGUUUAGCAAAACAGGUGAACUUCUUCGCCCAAUUUUGCCUGUCUACAGCAAGAAUGACAAACGACCGGAGCUAAGUGCUGUGGCAUUUGACAUUCAAGAAAAUAUCUACGCCGCUGACAAAGCAAACCACAGAAUUCAAAAAUUCACUUUUAAUGGGAGUUUCCUUUGCUUCAUUGGAGGACUUCAUGACUUGCAUUACCCCAUGGGCAUUACAGUUAGAAGGAACGGUGACGUCAUUGUGUCGGAAUACGAAAAUCAUCGCCUGAAAAUCUUCAGCCAAGAUAGCCUGGAGGAGAGUAGAACCAUUGGCGUGCAAGGUGUAGGAGCAGGCAAGUUUGCUUGCCCAAGAGGGAUUGCACUUGAUCAUAAUGACAAUAUUUUGGUAGCAGACAGUCGAAAUCAUAGAAUCCAGGCGAUUUCUUUGUCAGGUGAACCUCUUGGGUCGUUCGGAACGAUCGGCCUGGAUCCGGGAUGUCUUGAUACCCCGUAUGAUGUUGUCUUAGAUACCACUGGAAACAUAAUCGUAGCAGAUACUAAGAAUCACAGAUUGCAAGUUUUUACGCGCCUCGUACCCGUGUAUGCAGAGCCCGGAAUGUAUGAUGAGGAGUAUGAGGAAGCCGCCGCGAUCGAGGACGGGGAGGACCUGGAACUGGACGAAGGUGAAUUCAAAAUUCCUGGUAGCGAUUUAGAUAAAGAAUUACAAGAUAAUACGAAUGACGUCAGCUCCAAGGAAAAUUUUAAAAGUGACAUAAUUAAGGAAAAAAAUGGCGAAGACGAGAAGAACAAAGAAAGCGCGCAAGAGAUCUCUAACAUUACAAAGAAAGGUGAAAUUCAAGCCUUCAAAGAAAAAACGAGAGAAUUUUCGGCGAAUGAUCAAGAAUUUGAUGCUAACAAUAACUGA
Messenger RNA from Pocillopora verrucosa, 2274 nucleotides. Its product is annotated as protein lin-41-like. The record is from RefSeq and is a predicted model, not a curated record. NCBI's taxonomy places the organism in Eukaryota, Metazoa, Cnidaria, Anthozoa, Scleractinia, Pocilloporidae. Gene Ontology annotation, biological process: proteasome-mediated ubiquitin-dependent protein catabolic process; regulation of apoptotic process; protein polyubiquitination. Gene Ontology annotation, molecular function: ubiquitin protein ligase activity; protein binding.